This is a messenger RNA of Schistocerca nitens (vagrant locust), 626 nucleotides long. RefSeq lists its product as uncharacterized. Bases 90 to 626 code for a protein of 178 amino acids. The transcript is spliced from 4 exons. The record is from RefSeq and is a predicted model, not a curated record. Lineage: Eukaryota; Metazoa; Arthropoda; Insecta; Orthoptera; Acrididae.
CUAAUCGGGGGAAGAUAAAAUUUCUGAUUAAGCACUGAAAAUCGACGCGAGGAAAUUACCGUACUGCAGUAACAGAGAAAGCAAGCAUAAUGUCAAGCAAGGAGGAGAUUCAUCCAGACAUCUGGCGAACGUGCAAUAAGAUCCGUGCUGCCGUAGCCCAGAAAAACGUCAACCUGUGGGAUAUUCUCAGUCCCCUCGACCCGCAGAAGGACUCUUUGGUUUCCGAGUCGGAGUUCUGCAACGCUGUGCGCCAGGCGAUUGGGCUGAGUGACCUUGAGGCUGCCCAGGUGGCGGCUCACUUCCGAGCCAACGGCGGUCGCAUCCUCUACCGGCAGUUCUGCUCGCUCAUACAUGGUCAAGAUGCGCCCUGCCCGGCGGAGGUGCAACCGCAGUGGGCGGACGCGCAACACGUGAGGGAAUUGUCUCAGUGCGAGGAGCGUCGCCUGUGCAUGCUGCUGCGAAAGCUGGCUGCCGCGGUCGCAGCGCGCCGACUCAUACUCAGGCCCUACUUCUACGACUACGAGCUAGUGAGUACAGAGAUCCGUCUCAGCUUCGACAACUUUUUCUGUCACUGUCCAUACUACUGUUGUGUCUACGUCGUGUCUCUUAUUGUUUACUUUAACUGA